GGCACGAGAGGAAGAGGGGUUACAAACCCAAUUGCCUAAAGAGUAACGAGUGAUGCUUAUAUGAUCUCAAUAUCUACAUUUAAAAUAUAGACUUUCUUACACUUUUCAUGAGAUUGCAUGUGAAUAUUUUUUUGCAAAAAAUCCAUUUCUUUUAUGCUACAAAUGCACUAAAUUCCAUAGGAUUCUGCUAGUCGGUGGGCGUUGCGCAUUUGGCAAGGAAAAUGGUGUCAAGGGGAUUCGAUUUCUAGCAACUGCGCUGGGAGGCAACUAUGCUAAGCAUAGGUGACCGUCCGACGAGUUUGAGUGGGCUCUCGGGGAUGGGACCCAUCCUUUUUUUACCAAAGAAUUCUGCUAGGAACCAAAAAAAAAGGCAUGUGAUGGAAAGGAGUGAUGACACCCAUGCAAGUGGAGCUCCAACUAUAAUGGAUCAACUUGCAGUAGACUCUUCUCUUCUCUUCUCUUCUCCACCAAUGGCUGGCUAGCGAGGCAUUGCUCUCUCCACGUACAGUUCACAUGAAAUAAAACACCUGCACCAAAGCAUGGUCGUCUAGCAAUGCCUAUUGGACGUUGAAUAAUAUAGCUAAGGUUUCGAG
This is a messenger RNA of Cuscuta campestris, 593 nucleotides long. Lineage: Eukaryota; Viridiplantae; Streptophyta; Magnoliopsida; Solanales; Convolvulaceae. The record is from the annotation of a GenBank genome assembly.